GCCAAGCAUGAGUAGCGUGUCUCUCCCACGCGCAUGGAGCGUGAUUGAUCACGCAGUGCCAGCAGAGGCUUCACGCAAGUUGUGCGACUUCCAUCAUUACUCUCCCGGAAACAAAUGUCAAAUACGUUUCCAAACAUCACACGCGUCCCACGUGCCCUAUUUGUUCUCCACGUGUCUUCAUCUCGUCCAUCCUCGAGGGUAGAGGCUCUCCAGUAACCGAUAAGGAACGUGAACCGGAGUGGAUGAAGCACGUGAAGUGCAUUUCACACACUACCUCUUCACUUCCCUACCAAGCCACCAAACUAAACCCUUGCUUUUGAUUCGCAACACCGCGCACACGACUCUCAGUUUCUGUUUUUAUCUCUCUCGCGUUUUUUUUAUAUUAUUUAUUAUUUGUUGAGAUAGCUGAAAUUUGGAAGAUCUGAUAAGAAAAAAUUUUAAGAUCCGAAAAUAUUAAUUUAGAAGAUGAAGAGCGUGGAGUGGGACGAUGAAGAGAAGGCGAUGGUGGGAGCGGUUCUUGGAGGUGGAGCGUUGGAGUUUUUGAUGAGAAAUUCAGUAUGGAAUGAGAGUGUUUUAAUGGCGGUUGGGAGCGAAGAGGGAGUUCAGAACAAUCUAUCCGAUCUGGUGGAGCGUCCCAACCACUCGAAUUUCAGUUGGAAUUACGCCAUUUUCUGGCAACUCUCUCAGUCCAAAUCCGGUGAUUGGGUUCUGUGUUGGGGCGACGGAUGCUGCAGAGAACCGAACGAAGAAGAAGUGGUUGCUGUGAGAGGAAGAGGGAGGGUUGUGGAGGAAGAGAUGCAUCAGAGGAUGAGAAAGAGAGUGCUGCAGAAGCUUCACACCACUUUCGGUGGUUCCGAUGAAGACAAUUAUGCAGUUGGCCUCGACCACGUCACUGACACCGAGAUGUUCUUUCUGGCCUCCAUGUACUUCUCCUUCCCUCGCGGCCACGGUGGCCCUGGUAAGUGCUUCGCCUCCGGCAACCAUUUAUGGCUCAAAUCUGUUUCCGAUUACUGCGUCCGUUCUUUCUUGGCUAAAUCCGCCGGAAUACAGACUGUUGUUUUGGUCCCCACCGAUUUGGGAGUUGUAGAGUUGGGUUCUGUUAGAAUCUUACCAGAGAGUUUUCAACUCUUGCACACCGUUAAGUCUCUCUUUUCCACGCAUUCUUCUAAUGCCCUUUUCACCGGUUUGGCCAUUGGGGAUGGCAAGGUAGACGCAGGAGUUCCAAUUCCCAAGGUUUUUAGAGAGAAACUUGCUGUUAGGAAAAUGGAGGACAAUGAUAGGGCUUGGGGAGGUCACCCCAGGAACGGUCUUCAAGUUGAGAAUUUUGCUCCUAGGACAUCCACUAGCAGUGUCGCCAAUGCUGUGAGACACGAUUUCAGGCUUAGCAAUACCUAUCUACCUCAAAGGCAGGUGCAAAUGCAAAUUGAUUUCACUGGAGCUACUUCAAGGCCUUCUUCGGUGAGGCCGGUUAUUGCGGAAUCAGAACUUUCUGAUGUCGAGGCUUCCGGCAAGGAGGAGCAACCCACUGUUGCUGAUGAAAGGAAGCCCAGAAAGCGAGGCAGGAAGCCGGCUAAUGGAAGGGAAGAACCUCUCAAUCAUGUUGAAGCAGAGAGGCAGAGGCGUGAGAAGCUCAACCAGCGCUUCUAUGCAUUAAGAUCUGUUGUGCCUAAUAUCUCCAAGAUGGAUAAGGCGUCCUUGUUGGGUGAUGCCAUUGCUUAUAUCAAUGAGCUUCAGGCUAAAGUUAGGAUCAUGGAGGCUGAAAGAGAGAGAUUUGGAAACACUUCAAAGGAUGGCUCAGUUUUGGAGGGCAACUCAAGUUUGGACAACCAGGAAAAGGAAGCUCCUCAUGUGGAUGUUCAAGCUGUUCAAGAUGAGGUCAUUGUAAAGGUGAGUUGUCCUCUUGAUGCUCACCCUCUUUCCAAAGUAAUCCAAACACUCAAUGAGGCACAAAUCAAUGUUGUAGAGUCUAAACUUGCUGCUGCAAAUGAUACUAUUUUUCACACAUUUGUAAUUAAAUCACAAGGAUCUGAACAGCUUACAAAGGACAAGUUAAUUACUGUAUUUUCCCCAACAGAAUCCAACUCAUUGCAGCCAUUGUCAUCAGUUGGAUAACAGGAAAUCUCAGUUACCAUAGUCCAUAGGGAUGUCAUACGUAGAGAAAAAUCAAUUUUAAAAGCUUCCUAACUAGAGUAGUAGAAUAAUAGCUCCCAUUAACCAUGUAGGCAGCCGAAUUAUGUUGUCUAUAGUAUACACAUCAGAAAUAUUGUCCCUGCAAUGUCAAUUAUUUUAUUUAGUUUAACCAAAUCUAUUUGUUAUGGUUAAAGAAUGUCAUGUCUUUCAGGGUUUUUUUUUCUUCUUUCUUGUGCAUAGAAGGAAGAUUAGUUAAUUUUGACUGCUUUUGUUAUUUUAAAUUUUUAUAUUUUAUCGUUGUGUUCUUCCUUGGAGAGACAUAUAAUUGUAAAUCUGUUUCAUUUUUUUAUAUUCAAAGUAGGGAGGAGUUCUCCUGUUGCAAGUAUACU
Molecule: messenger RNA, 2519 nt
Organism: Cajanus cajan (pigeon pea)
Lineage: Eukaryota; Viridiplantae; Streptophyta; Magnoliopsida; Fabales; Fabaceae
Product: transcription factor MTB1
Biological process (GO): regulation of DNA-templated transcription
Cellular component (GO): nucleus
Molecular function (GO): protein dimerization activity; transcription cis-regulatory region binding; DNA-binding transcription factor activity
Source: RefSeq, a predicted model, not a curated record